UCCCCCUCCCCAAUUUUUUUUUUUCAUCGUUAGAAACCUAUAAUUUUGUGCAUCACUCAAACUAGCUGUAUAGGAAAUGCGUAAGCACAGGUUUAACAGCAAGGUCCCAAAAGGUUUUGCAAAAUUCAGAGGCACGCCAGUGAAGGAAGGUGUGUGCUCCAAAGUGUGGUACAAGGACAAAAAUCAACUAGCCUCUUAGAAGAGACCCUAUUUUGCCUUUGUCAGGUAAUUACAGGUCUUUUUAGUUUCCGCAGGAGCCCCGAUGUAGCGUGUGGGAGGUAGCAAGCCCUGCACAAUGGAGGGCAGAGGCGGGGGGGGAGGUCGGGAAUCGUCCCGUGUAGAAGGGAGCUGGAAAGAAUGGCGUUAAGAUUUGGGCUUUCUUCGGGGCUCGGAGAGAACGUGCGACGUGGGGCAGCGUGGUGGCCCGGGGAGCAAAUACCGGUUAAUUAGGCUAAGUAUCAGAGUGCGGUGCGAUCCCACGUCGCGAGGAGAACCCCUCUGACUUUCCAAUGGGCUUCGUAUAAGGAAAUGCUGGUGCGGGAUGAAAGAGACUGGAACCGAUCUCCCCCCCUUAGGCAGCGCCAGCUCUUGAUUGAAUUUUUUAUUUUUUUAAAUUUUUUUAGUUUUUUGUUGUUGUUGUUGUUCCUUCCCUUAAAACUCUCCUCUAACGUACCGGGCAAAGGCUCUAAAAAGCCACGGCUCGCUCUCAGAAACCCCGCUCCUUCAAUGAUUCCCUAUUUCAAAUAAAAGGAUUUAAGUUGACGUAUGACCACGUGAGCACAUAAUACAGCGCAUUAUUGUGGCAUUUGGAGUGGAGACCCGGUCUGGCUCCGUCUGCGAUUACGCUUUUCCAGUUUCUGUUCAGAGCAAGCACUGCUUUCUAUUAUUUUUUUUUUCCUGCCCCCAUCACCGUCCCCUCAAGAGCUGGCCAUUCUGCUGACAGCUUUCGUUCCUUAUGGAAAGCUUAUUGCCGAGCCGAGAGGACGAAAUGCUUCGUUAGAAAGGAUGGAUUUUAUUUUAAGGUCUGCCCGGAGCGGCCAUUGGAGGAGCAGCGCCACGUGACAGAGGGGUGCCAAUGUUAUUCUCCAAGGGUGUCAAGACCCUGUCAGUUUGCGAAAUAAAUAUUGGGAAACAACGAAAUGCAAAAAGCGACCUACUACGACAGCUCUGCAAUCUAUGGUGCCUACCCCUACCAAGGAGCAAAUGGUUUCACUUAUAAUGCGAGUCAGCAGCAAUAUCCUCCGUCUUCGUCACUUGUGGAAACUGAGUACCACCGCCCCGCGUGCUCCCUCCAGUCCCCCGGCAGCGCUGUGUCCCACCACAAGGCCAAUGACAUCAGUGAGAGUUGCAUGAGGACCCUCCCCAGCCAGCCUCUGCAGCCCCCUGGCCUCACCGACCCACAGGCCCCGCCGCAGCCGCCUCCGGCCCCACAGGCACAGCCUCCACCUCCAUCCUCGGCCUCACCAUCUCAAAAUGCCAGCAGCAACCCUGCCCCGGCCAACCCCACUAAGAGCCCGGCUCUUAACUCGCCCACCGUGUCCAAACAGAUAUUCCCAUGGAUGAAAGAGUCUCGGCAAAACACAAAGCAGAAAAACAGCAGUUCCAGUUCAGGUGAGAGCUGUGCUGGUGAUAAGAGCCCCCCAGGGCAAGCAUCCUCUAAGCGAGCCCGUACGGCUUACACAAGUGCCCAGCUGGUAGAACUGGAAAAGGAGUUCCACUUCAAUAGAUACCUUUGCAGGCCACGAAGGGUUGAGAUGGCCAAUUUACUCAAUCUCACAGAAAGACAGAUCAAAAUCUGGUUUCAGAACCGCAGAAUGAAAUACAAAAAGGAUCAAAAGGGCAAGGGCAUGAUGACCUCUUCAGGAGGACAGUCCCCAAGCAGAAGCCCCGUCCCUCCAGCUGCUGGGGGAUAUCUAAACUCUAUGCAUUCUUUAGUAAACAGUGUCCCCUACGAGCCCCAGUCGCCUCCGCCAUUUAAUAAGCCUCAUCAAAAUACCUAUGGCAUCCCCGCAUCGUAUACUGCUCCUCUUAAUAAUUGCCCACCUCCUCAAAAGAGAUACACGGGGACAGCAGCUGUGACACCUGAAUACGAUACUCAUCCUCUUCAAGGCAACGGUUAUGGGAAUCCACAUAUACAGGGAAGCCCCGUCUACGUAGGGGGCAACUACGUGGAGACCAUGACCAAUUCCGGGCCCUCCAUCUUUGGUCUAACUCAUCUCUCUCAUCCUCCCUCUGCCAACAUGGACUACAGCGGGGCUGGGCCAAUGGGCAACAGUCACCACCACGGACCUUGCGACCCGCACCCGACAUACACAGACCUUACCGCUCACCAUCCUUCUCAGGGAAGAAUUCAGGAAGCGCCCAAACUCACCCAUCUGUAGGAGCCCAGAGUCACUAGGUGGAACGCAAGGCCCCAACGUUUUGAAGUACUCGUCCCUUCCUCUCUCUCUCUCCUCCCCGCCAUGCGCCCUCCCCUCUCUUUCUUCUUUCUUUUGCUCAUUUUAGUUUCUUUCGUUUUCUUUGGUAAAAGCGUUUUCUAGUUUAUGUGACGUAGCAAUAUUUGUUGCUUGAAUUGCUCUAUAGUUUCACUAGUGGAUAUUUAUCUUCUUGAACUGCAGCCUCGUGUCUCACUUUGGGAGCAUACGGAGGCUUUAUACUUUACCUUCUACACUUUUAUCAAAACAGGGUAUAUGAACAAAUUUUCUAUAAAAGGAAUUCUUAAAUGUGAAUUUGUUCGUACAUGAUUGAUCCCACGGGGAAGCAAUUUUUUUAUUGCACUUCUUUUAAAUAGCGAGAAAGACAUCAGAAGCGCUUGGACAGGGAUUCCCUGGACAGUUAUUGAUACGUGUAAGUCUUUCAAUGUGUGUAUGCUGGUGAACAUUCAGAUUUAUUUAUAUUAUUUUUUUUUUGCAAACAUUGAAUAAUCUAAGUGUUUAAAGUUUUAUUUAUCCCCAUUCGUUCAUAUUUAUAUAUAUAUAAAAAAUCUGUACCCUGAAUAUUCAGGAGGUAUUUACCUGGCCAUGUGUUAGAUGGCAUAUCGGCACGCGUAGGAAAUAUCAUUUGAAAGGGAACUAUAACUCCUUUAUUAAAAUGAUGAUAACUGUGAUGAUGAUGAUGCAAUAAAAUCUGGGAAAACAAAAGAUCACAGCUUGAAUAAUUGAUGCCUGUAACAUCCAGAUAGAGGGAAAGAAGGCGUGUGAAGAUGAAAGGCUUAGAUUUGUGUUGAAAGUUAUACAUUCCUUGCUGCUCACGUUCUGAAAAAAAAAAUAAUAAAGUUUUUAUUCUGAAUAAUAAAGAGUUAAGGCCAUGUUAUUUGGAGUGCGAGGAAGGGAGAGCCCUUCGUGACGUGGGGAUUCGGUGGACUCGUCUGGAGCCCCUUUCCCACUGCACAGCUCCUUAGCGCCUUUUCGGCCUUUUAGAGAUAGAGAGAGGGAGUUAUUAGUAUUAUUUUUCCCUAUUGGCUUUCCUUGCCGCCUCCCCCACUCCCGGUGCGGAGGGCGGGGGCGCGGACCGCGGGUGUGCACGCGGGGGGGUGCGCCGUGUGCGUGCACGAGCGUGUGCGCGGGGGCGAGCGCGGUGGCUGAGGCCCAGCGGGGUGCGGUGCGGUGCGAAGAGGCCGCGUGGUGCCCGGGCUCCCCGAAUGGGGACAGGGGAGAGCAGGGCGGCGGCCCCAGACCCCGAGCCGCGGCUGUGGGGUGGGUGCCGGGCACAGCCGCCUCUGAGCACCGCUCCACCCCCACUGCCAUUUUUCACGUUUUCCUUAAAGGAGCGGGUUCUCUCUCGUCUUCCUUUUAUUAUUAUUAUUAUUAUUAUUAAUAUUAUUGUAAUUCUGGAUUUAAAUCUGGGGCCGUUUCCUGUUGGCCAAGCCUCCUCCCCCUCUCUGCAGCCUGAGGCUGUGGGGGAGGGGAGCCCCGUGCUGCCUUUACCCCUCCACCCCUCCCGCCCCCCGCGUGUCCGUGUGUGUGCGUGUGCGCGUGUGGAGGGGCUGUGACACGCGGGGGUGAGCGGGCACCAGCGGGGGGCUCCGGGCCGAGUCGGGCCGAGCGGAAGGCAGGAACCUCAACGCCGCGUUUAAAUGCCAUGUUUCUUCCUUCCAGGCCAAAUGCCCGUAAUUUGUAGACUGAAACUUGGAAGAUAAAUCAAAGCGGACCUUAAUAGACUGGGUAAAAUAUCCCCGUGCGCGUUUAUAGAGACGUAUCCCUAUGCCGUGUAGAUAAUCGCGCACGCUGUUUGCCAUCUGUAUCUUCCAGAGCAAAGAAAAAAUGUCGCCAUUUUGGUCGCGCGCUGAAAUAUUAUUAAUCUUUGGGCUUUAUCUUGUUCCCAGAGCCACCCCUGCCUGAUGCCGAAGCAUCGCCACGCAGCCGCGAAUCUAUAGAGAGCUUUUCUGCAUAAGUAGAUAAAGAGCCCGGGCAGAGAAAGGGAUUGCGGAUAUAUCCGCACCAUGCGGCGCGUAACGGGCGGAGAUAUGGAAGGAAGGGUUAUUUGCUCCGAUAUAUUUCGUCGAAACCCGAUUGUCAACCAGCACAGACCAACGACCCGUUAUUGUUUUGUAGGCAAAGAAGGCAUUUUGGCACCGUCGCAAGGCAUCGCUCGUUUCCAAUUAGCGAAUAUACAGAGUCCAAACGCCCCCCACCCCUCAGAUAAGUGCGAUAGAUCAAACAAAAGGUAACGGUACGGGCGGUGAACUCGGGUUGUGGGGCUUAGCAUCAGGAUUGCGUUUCUGAAAAUGUCCAAAGAGGAGGAAUUCGGCUUUUCUUCCCCCUCCCGCCCAGAAGAAAGAAAAAGACGGGCGGUUUUGCCCCCUUCUUUCCUCUCCCCAGCCUCAGAGCCUGUACGUUAGCAAUACGAAUUUGUAUUUUUGCAUCCGAGAUUCGCCCGAUUAAAAGAUCCCUCUGGAGGCAGAAGUAAUUGAUUUGCCCAAGAAUUUCGCGUCCCCUCUCCAAAGGUUUUGUUCCAGGUGGUUUUUGUAUUAGAACGACCACAAGGAACAAAUGUGCAGAAUAGAGACACCCACGCAGGUUUUACUCACAAAGCCCGGUUAAAGUCCAAACCUCUCUCUUUAUUAUUUGCCAUCCUGCUGUUAAUCCCAAUAUUUUCCAGAAAAAAAAAAAAAGAAA
Numida meleagris (helmeted guineafowl) is the source of this 5117-nucleotide messenger RNA. It is a transcript of the gene HOXA3, whose product is annotated as homeobox A3. Gene Ontology annotation, cellular component: nucleus. The transcript is spliced from 3 exons. Gene Ontology annotation, biological process: regulation of transcription by RNA polymerase II. NCBI's taxonomy places the organism in Eukaryota, Metazoa, Chordata, Aves, Galliformes, Numididae. Gene Ontology annotation, molecular function: RNA polymerase II cis-regulatory region sequence-specific DNA binding; DNA-binding transcription factor activity, RNA polymerase II-specific. Bases 1140 to 2381 code for a protein of 413 amino acids. The record is from RefSeq and is a predicted model, not a curated record.